UGCGAUGCUGUCGCGCGGUCAGAUCGCCGGGCGACGGUUGCUGGGGCUUCUGUGGCGGUCCGCGCCAGCGCCUCGGGCCUUCUGCGCGGCGGAGGAGGUGCAGCUGCGUCCAUGGCCGGCCGAAGUCUGUGCGUCGAGCGAGGCUCUCUGGCUAAAGCUGCAGGCCGGCGGCACUUCGGUGACGCCGGACUUCAUUAGCGAGGAAGAGGAGGCGUUGCUGGCUCGGGAGCUGGAACCGCAGCUGCGCCGACACCGCUAUCAAGACGAACACUGGGACGGGGCUAUUCAUAAGUAUCGGGAGACAGAAAAAUCAUACUGGAGCAAAGAAUGUAAUGAGAUCUUACAACGAGUCCGGAAUGCUGCUUUUCCUCCCGGAGUGCCACAGCUCGCUCAAGUCCACGUUCUGGAUUUGGAUAAAAGUGGCUAUAUAAAGCCUCAUGUAGACAGUGUCAAGUUCUGUGGCUGCAGCAUUGCAGGCCUGUCCCUCCUGUCCACAAGUGUAAUGCACCUGGUUAGUGAACAGAAUCCACAGGACUGGCUGGAUCUUCUGCUGGAGCGCCGAUCUCUCUACAUUCUUAGAGGGCCUGCUCGUUAUGAAUUCACUCAUGAAAUUCUUAAAGACGAGGAGUCCUUUUUUGAUGGAAGGAAGGUCGCCAGGGAGCGAAGGAUCUCUGUCAUCUGUCGAAACCUGCCCUUACCAGAAGAAUCAUCCUAGAACUGCCAGGGGUGGAGUACAUGACAUGGCAGCAGAGUCAGGUUAAGUAUUUUCUGACUGUUGGACAUGCUGAGGCCAAAAAGUUCACCAUUACUGAUGUACCUGAUAAUGCUGACAUCUGCAAUAUCUUGAGGAUGCACUAAAAAAAAUAAUGUCCUUUGUAAUGUUACACCAAUUUGAAGUCAUACACUGUCCUCCAUUUCUUCUCCAGAAUUGCAGUUCAGGUGCUGUCUUUCAUUUGUGGCAGUUGAAACAUCAUUGCCUAAUCCUGCCCACAAAUAGUGGGUUUCACAUUUUGGAACUCU
Molecule: messenger RNA, 1020 nt
Organism: Notechis scutatus (mainland tiger snake)
Lineage: Eukaryota; Metazoa; Chordata; Lepidosauria; Squamata; Elapidae
Source: RefSeq, a predicted model, not a curated record